AUGCUCUUGUCAUUUGCGACUUUUGGCAAAACAUAUUCACAGAGUUUUCAAAGGCCUCUAGGAACAUGCUCGCACUAUUUCUAUCACUCCACGUCACAAGCUUUUACCGUGAGGGAAACAUCUAAUCCAUCGACAACAAAGGUCUAUGAGAAAAAUGAAAAUGACAAAGCAAAAGAAACCGAUUCUAGCGAUAGUGUGACGACGCAACCGUUUCCGAUGAAUCCUUAUUUUAAAGCUCAACCACCACUUUCAGAUAACUUUAAGGAAAUGGUAUGGAGUAUGUUUGUGCAAGGAAAUAACACAAGGGAAAUUGGGACGAAAAUGGGAAUUUCACUUAAAAGAGUCGAAGCCAUACUGAAGCUGAAAAAAUUGGAACGAGACAUGAUUGCCCAGGGUAUGACAAUUCAAAAAAAUUUUACAACUCAUAUGGAAAAAAUGUUAGGCGCGAGAUCAAUUCUAUCAGAGAAACCAAGUGAUACUUAUCCGCAAGUGGGAAGGCCAAAAUUUCAUUUAGCAGACGAAGGCGAGGCUUUUAAACCUGAAGACGCAGCAAAAAUUUUAAAACGUCCACCCCUAGCGUUAUUAGAAGAACGAAAGUUGAAGGAGGAAUUACUUCGACCAUUCACGUUAGAAGAAAAAAUAAAACAGCCACAGAAUACCGUAGAAAUUAGGCAUGAUAAAGAAUUCACAAAUAAAAGAUUUGCAUUUAAAUUUAAAAAUGUCGGAAAGAACCCCGGCAUCGUCAUUCGUGAACGAGAUGGAAGAUUAUUGAAAACAGACGAUGUGCCUCUGGGAAAGUCAAUACAUUUUACUGAUUAA
This is a messenger RNA of Acaulospora colombiana, 819 nucleotides long. The record is from the annotation of a GenBank genome assembly. NCBI's taxonomy places the organism in Eukaryota, Fungi, Glomeromycota, Glomeromycetes, Diversisporales, Acaulosporaceae.